Messenger RNA from Eriocheir sinensis (Chinese mitten crab), 2134 nucleotides. RefSeq lists its product as uncharacterized. Lineage: Eukaryota; Metazoa; Arthropoda; Malacostraca; Decapoda; Varunidae. The transcript has 5 exons. Gene Ontology annotation, cellular component: membrane. The record is from RefSeq and is a predicted model, not a curated record. The coding region runs from base 1019 to 2017 and encodes 332 amino acids. Gene Ontology annotation, molecular function: G protein-coupled receptor activity. Gene Ontology annotation, biological process: G protein-coupled receptor signaling pathway.
UAUCAUGUCAUACAAAUUACCCGAACACCAAACGUUUUUAUCAUUUCUACGGAUAUCAAGUGAAGCUAAAGUCAUUUUCUACUCUUUAAACGGCGAAGGUUGUUUUGCUUUCUAAUAUCAUGUCAUACGAAUUACCUGAACACUAAACGUUAUUAUCAUUUCUACAGAUAUCAAGUGAAGUUAGUCAUGCUAAAAGUAAUACUAUAUAAGAAAAAUCCACCCAAGUUUUCCUGUUAGAGUACAGCGUUACGUAACACUGGUAGGUCGCGACCCCGGCUAUGAGGAGAGCAGGUAAUGAUGACAGGCGUAUACACAGAGUUCCUGGAUCUGCCGGGGCGGUGGCCGGAGCUGGAACGUUUCAGUGUGUUGCCAAAGCUCGGGUAGAAAGGUUUGGCGGUGCUGGGAUUGGGUGGGGCUACGGAGUGUGUGUGUGUGCGUGUGCAGUCUUAUACAUUCUAACACUCAUUUUCUUUAGCGCAUAGACGGUAAAGAACAAGAAUAGGAGGCGAUGAAGCGAUUACACCACUGAGCUCCUCUUCCGGCGUUGGUGAAUGGAAUGCAACGACAAGCACCAACACUAGGAAAGUACCGUUGCACCACUCCAUCACUCAUCUUUCACCCCCUUCCCUAUGGCGUGCAGUGCGUGUAAGGUGAAGGGGGAUGGUCACGAGAUGAGACAAUACCACUCCAUGCCUCUCCUUUCGCCUCGAUAGUGAGAGUCCGGUGAGCAUCUUUCUGAAGUGUCUGCUUGAAUGGCACCUACCCGAGCUCACAAACAACCAUGCAAUCCUAUUCUAAUUAUUCUCAGUGUAUUUCCAAGCAAAACCCUAGCCAUCUUAACUCUAACCCAACCUAACCUUAACCGGGCUGGGUGCUGAACACUGGUAUAGUUCGGGAAUAUGCCUCCGGUCCGCUGAGAAGCCAUGGAAGGAUAUCACACCAGUACACCGUAACACUAGUUGUACUGCUGCUGUUCUGGACACUGGAGGGAAGUCAAUGGUAAAUACACAGCUACAGGAUGGCGAACUGUAGUGUCUCAUGGGGGUUCUUCAGCGGCAGCAUCCCCGACUCUUUGUUAGAGUUCUUCAUCGUCUACUGCUCCGCCGUCUGCAUCGUCGGCACUAUCUGUAAUGUGGCAGCGUUAUGGUGUGUGGUGGGCUGCUCCAGGACCCGCCCCUCCAUCAAGGUGCUCCUGUGCGCCCUCUUCUCCUCCGCCCUGCUCAUGUGCCUGGUGGUGAUGCCCUUCAUGGCCCACCUCUCCCUCGCCAAGCUGUGGUGUGACAGGGAGGUGUCCGUGAGGGCGAUCCAGGGCUCGCUGCUGGUCUACGUGGUGCUGACGGAGACGGAGCUCUUCUUCAUUGUCGUCUUGGCUUUCCUCAGGUCACUGGCGGUGUGGUCGCCGCAGCGGCGCCACGUGAAGCUGCGGACGAGCGUCGCGCUGGUGGUGGGCGUCGGCCUGUAUGCCACGCUGUCCACACUGGGUCUGAUGGUCCCGUACUGGGUGGGCGCCAUGGACGGCCACACCGGCACGCUGAUAGGACAGGCCAUGAACGUGCCGCACUUCUUCCUGCCCGUGCUGCUCACCCUCGCCUGCUACACCUCCAUGAUUUUUGUUGUAAGGCGCAAUAAGCGGCGCCUGGCCGCCAGCCAGCACGCGGCCACGGCCGCAGGCCAUCAUGAGGUGAUGGACCAGGCCACGCGGGCCAUGCUGGCCGUGUUCAUUAGUAACCUGCUCUUCAGCUUCCCACACUCCAUCUACCACAUUUUGCCACGAGACGGUAGCAUCCUUUCCUAUGUCAUCGUGCACUGCGUCUUCUACACACACCUCUUCGUGGACCCGCUGGCGUACCUGUGCUCCAACGCGCACCACCGGCGGCGUGUGCUGCACACGUUCGCUUCCUGCACCCAUUGGGCUGGCUGCAGGCACCCCGCAGCCUCACCCCCACACGCCGCCUCCACCCUGCCCCUCCACACCACGCCCCCGACUUCCGACGAGCAAAGGAAGGAGCUUAGAUGAGGUUCACUACUUCGUAAUUGCUUGCACAACUUUUGGGUACACGACGUCUAAAUGGGUAUUACAAAUAUUCUUAUAUUUUUGUACAGGUGAAGCAAUGUUACAUUACAUUAGAUAAGU